Molecule: messenger RNA, 913 nt
Organism: Dermatophagoides pteronyssinus (European house dust mite)
Lineage: Eukaryota; Metazoa; Arthropoda; Arachnida; Sarcoptiformes; Pyroglyphidae
Product: oxysterol-binding protein-related protein 11
Cellular component (GO): membrane; cytosol
Molecular function (GO): sterol binding
Source: RefSeq, a predicted model, not a curated record
AAAAAAAGAUUAUACAUAUUCUUUUGUACCGAUAUAAUUAUUUUCUGUUUCUGAUCAUUACUCCCAUCAUAUCUCAUUGAAAUUUAAGUAAAAAUUAAAUGCUAUGUCAAUAGAUCAGCAAAAAAUCGAAUCAAUCAACAGCCAUAAAAAGACCUCAUCAAUAAAGGAUAGAACAAAUGAAUCUAUCCAAGAAUUAUCAAGUGAUACUAAAUUAACAUCACAAGAAUUGGAUCAUCUUUGUUCAGUAAUGUUACGUGCAAAGGAAUUUGAUGAAAAAGAAUCUAAAAUUUUUGAAGGACAAUUGUGUAAAUAUACAAAUGUGGUUAAAGGUUGGCAAUAUCGUUGGUUUGUCAUCAAUUCUGCCCGAGGCGUGCUUGAAUAUUAUGCGUCUAAAGAUAGACAUAAACUUAGAGGCUGUUUUCAAUUGGCCAAUUGUCAAGUGAUGCCAUCCGAUGAAGAUUCACAAACAUUUUCCGUUCAUUCUGCUUAUGGAGAAGUUUAUAAAUUAAAAGCAGCCAAUGCAAAAGAUAGACAAAAAUGGGUAGAUAAUCUACGUUUGGCCGUGCAAUUACAGGAGAAUAAAGUACAAAAAAAUUUAUCCAUAAAUUCUGUCAAACCGAACAACAAUAAUAAUCAAAUGGUUGCCAAUUCCCCAUUAACAUCAGAUUUGUUGAGCUCUUUUGAUGGUGUACAAAAUCAGUUAUUAGUGGCCAAAGAUCAUUAUGAUACCAUAGUAAAACUCAUUGAAAAUGUUUCAAAUACUGACGAAGAUUUAUUAAUCCUAAAAGCUACAUCAUUAGCUGCUAUAAAUUCAUUGGAACGAUGUUUUUCCGUAUUAGAAUCAUUAAAUUAUAAAAUCCAUUACAAAAAAUAAAAAAAUUCUUUUAAAAAUCUUAAUUGACAAAAGUCGACC